AUGAGGUCAGUUACUUCUAAUUCUCCUUUUAAUGCAUCCUCAUCUGCUGCUCCAACUGUUAACAUGUCUGAGGAAGAUGAACAUGACCCUACCUGGGUUAUGGAUGAGGACUAUGAGGAUGAUGAUGAGGAAAAUAUCGAAAUGGAGGAUUGUCUUCUUGCAGAGGAUGCGAGUGCAUCGGACAAUGACGAAGAAUGUGGCAGGUCGGGUACUCAAAUUCAGCCAUGGCAUGAUUUGGGGGAGUCUCGUAUCGUUGUACAUCAUAACUCAACAUCGAGUCAAGUACCAGAACAUCCUGAAGAGAUGAUAAAAAAGGAACCAUCAGUGUCAAUUGCGUUGGUCCAGGAGAGGAUAACUCAUUCUUAUGGUUUCAAAGUUUCAUAUAGAAAGGCAUGGUAUGCGAAGCAGAAAGCAAUGACAAUGUUGUAUGGUGAUUGGGAGGAAUCAUAUGCAUAUUUACCCAGACAAUGUUGUGAGGCAUUUAAUUUUUGCAAACCAAUGAUACAAAUUGAUGGCACUCAUCUAUACAAAAAAUACAAGGGAAAGUUGUUGAUUGUCAUGGCUCAGGAUGGUAAUAAUGAAUGUCUGCCACUUGCAUUUGCCAUUGUCGAGGGUGAGACAUUGGAGGCUUGGUCAUACUCCCUUGCCAAUCUUCGUCUGCACGUUACACAAGCGCAAAAUAUAUGUCUACUUUCAUAUAGGCAUGCUAGCAUAUUAUCGGCUGUAGAGAAUAAUCCUGCUUGGCUGCCUCCGCAUGUGUUUCAUGUGUAUUGCAUUCGACAUAUUGCAUCAAAUUUUAAUCAACGGUUUAGAAAUGAAAAGCUGAAGGCGGCCCUGAUGAAUAUAGGAUAUACUCCUUGCAUGGUGGAUUUUGAGAGAGCGCUUGCACGAUUUCGUGACACAAGCACUCAGGUUGUGGAUUGGAUUGAUGUCAUCCCAAAGGAAAAGUGGUCGCGCGCACAUGACAUUGAGGGACGAAGAUAUGGGCAUAUGACAACAAACCUAUCAGAAUCCAUAAACAGGGUGUUAAAGGGGGCAAGAAACAUGCCCAUUACUGGACUAGUAAAAUUUACAUAUAGUAGAUUGGUCCAAUAUUGCGUGGAAAGAGGUCAAUCGGCUUCUAGACAAGUUUUAUCUGGUCAUACUUAUUGCAAAAAUGUGAUUGAAUCAUUGACACAUAAUGAAUCCGUGGAAACAAUGCAUAAUGUGCGUACAUAUAAUGUUGAUGAAACUGUAUUUGAGGUUGAUGCAGGGUGGGAAAAGUCGUAUUCUGAUAACCUUACUACUCGGACAUGCCAAUGUGGACAAUUUAAAGCAUUUAAAUAUCCAUAUAGUCACGUCGUUGCUACAACUUUAUACAUUCGUCCCGUUCCUGUGGUCAUACCAGAUACAAAUAUGUUACGUGCAAAAGGCUGUCCAAAGUCUACAAUAAUACGGAACGAGAUGGAUGAGGUUGAAACGAUUCCAUCAUGCAGGUUAUGUGGUCUUUGUAAGCAAAAUGGGCACAAUCGUAGGUAG
Molecule: messenger RNA, 1518 nt
Organism: Gastrolobium bilobum
Lineage: Eukaryota; Viridiplantae; Streptophyta; Magnoliopsida; Fabales; Fabaceae
Exons: 5
Coding region: 1-1518 (505 amino acids)
Source: RefSeq, a predicted model, not a curated record